UGCCAGACGCGUUGCUGCCUUGACAGCUGCUGAAAAGCCCCGCGCCUAGCCUUUGUCUCCACAGCCUACCUAAAUGGGACUUUAAUGGAGAGACGCUCUAAACGCGACUUUUCAUGUUGGACGCGUUAUGUACGGUAUUACCCAGUUCCCUCCCAUAUCAGCCUCAAAAUCUCAAUACUUCGUCUCUUGUCGCCUUCGAUUUACUCCAUACGCCGCCUGCUGGAUCCAUUGACAAGGAAUAAGCUUAAGCUCAAACCCAAAUCUAAAGUCAAGCUCAAGGCCAAGCCAACAUGUCGGUGGCCGGGGCACAGCAGGCCAUUACCCAAGGCGCAUUAGAUGCCAUCUUCAACGAACCCGGGACCGCCGACCAGAGAUUUCCCGUACCUGUCCUCCAAUGUCUUCAAAUCAAGCCUCUAGCUGCCCAGCAAGCACCUGGUGGUCCCACUACACAAGAGCGCUACAGAGUCGUGCUUAGCGAUAUCAGGAACUAUGUCCAGUGUAUGCUGGCGACUCAGGCCAAUCACGUCAUUCACGAUAACCAGCUUGCUCGGGGUUGCAUCGUCCGCGUCAAGUCCUACCAAGCAAAUGAAGUGAAGGGAAAGAACAUUCUGAUUAUCCUCGACCUCGAAGUUGCCACUGAGCUCGGAACGCAUGACCGAAUCGGUGAACCCGCUCCCUUUGAAGCCAAAUCUACAGAUACCUCCACCGCCAUUGGCGGUACUGGGUUCUAUGGCGCUAAAACUGAGUCCCCAGCACCCGUCAUCAAGGCAGAGCCCAUGUCGUCACGUAUGGGUCCGGCCGGCGGCGGAAUGCAGAGCACCGGCUCUAAAGCUCAUGGAAACAUCGUCAUCUAUCCCAUUGAGGCAAUCACCCCUUACGCACACAAAUGGACCAUCAAGGCCCGUGUCACAUCAAAGUCUGAUAUCAAGACUUGGCACAAAGCGUCGGGUGAGGGCAAGCUAUUCUCAGUGAAUCUCCUCGAUGAAAGUGGUGAGAUCAGAGCGACAGGUUUCAAUGAGCAAUGCGAUGCGUUUUAUGAAUUAUUACAAGAAGGCCAGGUCUACUACAUUAGCACCUGUAAAGUGAAUCUUGCAAAGAAGCAAUUCUCUAACCUUCCUAACGAUUACGAGCUCGCCUUCGAGCGAGAGACGAUGAUCGAAAAGGCAGAGGACCAGAGCAGCGUGCCUCAGGUCCGCUUCAACUUUGUACCCAUCUCCGAACUUCAGUCAGUUGAGAAGGAUGUCACAGUAGAUGUCGUUGGUGUACUCAAGGACGUAGGUGAAGUAUCCCAGAUUGUCUCAAAAACCACACAAAAGCCCUACGACAAGCGUGAGCUCACACUCGUUGAUGACUCACGGUUUUCAGUUCGCCUCACAUUAUGGGGUAAGACCGCAACUACAUUCAGCGCACAGCCUGAGUCGGUAGUUGCGUUCAAGGGAGUUAAGGUAUCCGACUUUGGCGGACGGUCACUAUCUCUCCUCGCGUCAGGAACCAUGGCCUUGGAUCCCGACAUCGAGGAGGCUCAUCGCCUAAAAGGUUGGUAUGAUUCCGAAGGGCGCGCCGACAACUUCAGCACACACAAUAGCAUGGCUUCCAUGGGUGCUGCUACGGGACGCAAGGACCAGACGAAGGUCAUCUCACAGGUCAAGGACGAGGGCUUAGGCAUGGAGAACCCGGAUUACUUCACGCUCAAGGCAACAAUCGUGUAUAUUAAGCAAGAAAACUUCGCAUACCCGGCUUGUAGCGAAGAAGGCUGCAAUAAGAAGGUCGUGGAUCAAGGCGACGGGACAUGGCGGUGCGAGAAGUGCGACAUUGCGCACGCACGUCCACGAUAUCGCUACAUUAUGAGUGUUAACGUCAACGACCACACCGGUCAGCUGUGGCUUUCGUGCUUUGAUGAUGUUGGUCGCAUCAUAAUGGGCAUGACCGCUGAUGAGCUGAUGGAAGUCAAGGAGAAUGACGAGGAUCGUGCUCCAGCUAUCUUCGAAGCUGCCAACUGCUCCAAGUUCACAUUCCAAUGCCGCGCAAAAAUGGACACGUAUGGCGAGAAUCCAAGGGUCCGGUAUCAAGUCAUGAGCGCAACUCCAAUCGAUUACAAGACAGAGGCCCUGAAGCUAGCCGACAUGAUCAAGCAGUUCGGUAUCAGCUCAUGAUAAAUGAAUAGUACACCUACCUACACAUUGUUUAUCAGCCUCAUUGCCACCCUUAGGGUGCUACGUACCACCUUGGGAAACGUACUUAGCUUCAGGAGAGCACUUACAUAACACCGCCACUUCGGCAGAGAUUAUACAGGGUCGGAUGGAUCAGAUACGGAAAAGCAAGAAAAGGGGUUUGUGUCUAUGGGAAGUCGGUCAUCACACAUUUGCAACUGACCUAGCUGUUUCUAACGCAUUUCCACUCUCAGCCCCAGAAUAGUGCGGGCACGUGGUGGAUCAGGACGGACGUG
Messenger RNA from Xylaria bambusicola, 2446 nucleotides. RefSeq names its product replication factor-A protein. NCBI's taxonomy places the organism in Eukaryota, Fungi, Ascomycota, Sordariomycetes, Xylariales, Xylariaceae. Gene Ontology annotation, cellular component: nucleus. Bases 291 to 2153 code for a protein of 620 amino acids. The transcript has 5 exons. Gene Ontology annotation, molecular function: DNA binding. The record is from RefSeq and is a predicted model, not a curated record. Gene Ontology annotation, biological process: DNA repair; DNA recombination; DNA replication.